CGUGCUUUGCUCAUAAAAAACUUUCCGUUUCGUUUUAUUGUAUAUUCAUUUGAUGCAUUUUGACAAAUUGUAACAAAACUUUAAACUACGAUGAAAAUUUAAGUUUUAAUAGUGUUUUACUGUCUCUAUCUCCUGCCAUCCUUAAUCACCGCGUGAAAAUCCAGCCUACUUGCGGCCUAAGAUCCUCCCACUUGCCGUUUGUGGCGUUAACCCCUCCCACCUGCAGCGAUCACUGCUUGACUACCGUGACGACGUUCUGACGCGAGCCAACUGACCCUUCGCAAGCCGUUUGAUUGACAGGCGAUCUGACCAAUCAUAACGCCGAUAGUGUGCCCCCGUGAGUGUCCGCCAUUUUGUCCGACAAACAAAGACGUCCGACAAACCAGACGUAGUACAGUUACAUCGGCGAUUAACCUGAAAAAUGGUGAAAAGGUGCUCGUAUGGGACUUGCAACUCAGACAGUAGGUACCCAGAAAGGCUGGGCAAAAUACUAUUUCAUCCGUUCCCCAAACCUGCCACAAACCUGGAGAAGUGUAUGAAAUGGAUACGUUUGUGUGGACGGCCGCACCAUCAACUGAGUUUGGACAAGCUGAAAAUUCAUUCCACAGCCAAACACAUCUAUGUAUGUUCAAAGCACUUCGUUGACGGCCGGCCGACACCCCAUCACCCUGAUCCUCUGCCAGCGUUGACAUAUGACGUUACACCUGCGAGACGACCGCAUAAACUGCGAAUGGUGUCAGUGCCACGAAAGAAAAGACAACGAGUUGACAGCAUCAAAGUUGAGUGUGAUCUACAAGGCGUUUCCAUGGAUAUUACGGGAGAGAGGGCAUCAGAAUCAUUAAUGGAGGAUACUACUACAGAGGGGAGCACUAUGGUCAUUAAAAUGGAGUGCACAGAUGACCAACCCCAGAUGAGAGAAAACCAAGAGGAAGUAGAAAAACUGAAGGCUCUUCUUGCUCAAAAAGAACAAGAAAAUGACCUGCUAAGGGAGAAAAUACAAACUUGUCAGGCUCCUUACCCACUAACACCAGAGACUAUAAAUAACAGCAGUGUCCCUAACUACUUUAGAUACUGCACUGGGUUCACUUACGAUGAGUUCAACAAGCUGUGCAGAUUUUUAAGACUACCAGAUAGUGAAACAGUCACACAAACGCACAUCCCCUUGAACUGUGAUAAACUGGACAGGCACACCCGCCAUAUGCCUCUACGUCAGGAGUUUCUACUAGUGCUUAUCAGACUAAGACAAAACUUUGACCUCGAAGAGCUUGCUUUCAAAUUUCAAAUUGAUAUACAAAGCGUUAGCACUUUAUUCAGUUUGUGGAUCGAUUUCAUGUAUGACAGGCUAGGUGUGUCUGUCUGGCCCCACAGGGACAUCAUAACAAAAAACAUGCCAGACGACUACAAAGCAGAAUUUCCGACAUCUUUUGCAAUUCUUGACUGCACAGAGAUAAAGAUAGAGAAGCCCAGCUCGUUGUUAGUGCAAUGUGAGAUUUAUUCUAACUAUAAGUCUACGAACACACUGAAGUCUCUGAUAGUCUGUGAUCCUCGUGGCUCCAUUAUGUUUGCGUCUGCACUUUACACAGGAUCGACAUCUGACCAAGAGAUAUUUAGAGAGUGCAAAAUCAAAGAUUUACUGAAAGGUCUGCUUCAGUGUGGCUACCUUAAGAGAGGUGAUGGGCUCAUGGUGGAUAAAGGGUUUCUCAUUGAGAAAGACGCGAAGGAGCUUGGCCUUAAAUUAAACAUUCCUCCGUUUGCAAAGUCAAGUCUUCGAAUGCCCGUCUCGGAUGUUGAGAUAACAAAGAAAAUAGCCAAACAUCGAGUGCACGUAGGAAGAGCAAUAGCCAAAGUAAAACAAUUUAAAAUAGUAUCUGGCAGGAUCCCUAAUUCCAUGUUAGUAAAUAUAAACGAGAUAUGGUUCGUGGUGUGUAUGUUGUCUAAUUUCCAACAACACAUCAUUCAGACAUAGGCUGCUGAAGAAACCACAAAGGGACAGCAAAGUACUGCAGUUAAAGAUGCAGGGAUAGUUCGCCCCAAAAUUAAAACGGUGUCAUUUACUUACCAUUAUGUUGUACCAAACCUAUAUCAGUUUGUUUCUUAAGUUUAACACAAAAGAAGAUAUUUGAAUGCUGGUAACUAGGCAGUUAACUUGUAUGGCCAUGAUUUCUGUCUGCCUAUCACACAAGUUAUUUGAAAAAAAUAUUUUGUAUCCCAUCUUUAACCUUCCAAACUUGUAGUCUUUUACACUUGUGUUAACGUAAAUGUUUUUCUAUUGUAAUGAUCUGUGGAUGUACAAUAUACAAAAUUCAUGUGUCAUAAAAGUCCAGAUACAGUUUGGUAUUUCUAUCCUUCUUUUGUAAUUUAGUCUUUUUUUCUUCUUUAUGUGCCUUGCUUAAUACUUGUUUAUGUCGAUUUAUCUAUGCCAUUGUAGAUGUAUAUUAUAUGCAAUAUGUUCAAUAAAAAAAAGAAAAAAAGUUUAGCCAUCUAAAAAAAAACACUGCGCUUCUUCACAGCCUUUUACAAUGCCACAUACAAAAUGCGUUACUGCCCCCUGCUGGACUAAUAUCAAUAUCCACAUACA
This is a messenger RNA of Triplophysa rosa, 2578 nucleotides long. RefSeq lists its product as uncharacterized. The coding region runs from base 422 to 1966 and encodes 514 amino acids. The record is from RefSeq and is a predicted model, not a curated record. NCBI's taxonomy places the organism in Eukaryota, Metazoa, Chordata, Actinopteri, Cypriniformes, Nemacheilidae. The transcript has 4 exons.